UAUAUAAGCGGGCUGAGGCCGGGCGUGUGCCAGGCUCACGAGCUGAUCCAGUGCAGCAAAGGCGCGUGCCAACAGUCCUGAUCCAGACCCGGUUCUGCUGGGUCGGAACCAACACCUCCUCAUCUCACCAGAACCGAACCGAAUCCCAGAUGGACUCCGUGUUCUCCGACACCGAUACCAGCUGCGACCUGUUCCCGCACACUGACGAUGAGGAUAGCGUGCGGGGCGGCAGCAUGCGCGGCGCGUCCCCGCCGCCCCACCAGUCGCCGCCGCUGCAGAAGAAGCGGCGGCGCGGCCGCGGUCGCACUGACGCCAGCGCGCAGGUGGUGAAGAAGAGCCGGCGGCUGAAGGCCAACGACCGGGAGCGGAACCGCAUGCACAACCUGAACGACGCGCUGGACGCGCUGCGGGGCGUCCUGCCCGCAUUCCCGGACGAGACCAAACUCACCAAGAUCGAGACUCUGCGCUUUGCGCACAACUACAUCUGGGCUUUGUCCGAAACCAUCCGCAUCGCGGACCUGCAGGCGGGCCGCGGCGGGGAGCCGCUCCCACUGCGGGCCGCCCCCAGCCCGGCCAGCGACGGCAGCGCAGGCCGCUGCUGGAGCUCCGGCGGCUCCUCGUCCUCCUCCUCCCCGGCCUACUGCGCCUCCAGCCCGGGCAGUCCCGCCGCGCCGGACGACCUGCUGCAGCGGGACGCGCUGUUCGGCUUCCGUAGCUUCGCUACGGGCAUCUACUGAGGACACCUGGACACACCUGCAGACAGACCUGUCCCGCAGCGGAGCAGCAUUUUGCCUUACUGAACUGAACUGGAUGAGAAGAACGUUCUUCUUCAUUUAUUUGUCUCACUUUGCGUUUCACUCUAAACAUCUUUGCACUUUCCCCCCUUAAACCUCCAGUGAGCAGAUUCCAGUCAGACCUCCUCCUCCUCCUCCUAUUCCUCCUCCUCUUCCUCCUCUUCCUCCUCCUCCUUCUCCUCCUCCUCUUCCUCUUUCUUCUCCUCCUCCUCCUCUUCCUCCUCCUCCUCUUCCUCUUUCUUCUCCUCCUCCUCCUCUUCCUCCUCCUCG
Molecule: messenger RNA, 1064 nt
Organism: Poeciliopsis prolifica (blackstripe livebearer)
Lineage: Eukaryota; Metazoa; Chordata; Actinopteri; Cyprinodontiformes; Poeciliidae
Product: neurogenin-1-like
Exons: 2
Coding region: 150-737 (195 amino acids)
Molecular function (GO): protein dimerization activity
Source: RefSeq, a predicted model, not a curated record